This is a messenger RNA of Onychostoma macrolepis, 1269 nucleotides long. Its product is annotated as transcription factor PU.1. The transcript is spliced from 6 exons. Gene Ontology annotation, biological process: regulation of transcription by RNA polymerase II; cell differentiation. The record is from RefSeq and is a predicted model, not a curated record. Gene Ontology annotation, cellular component: nucleus. Bases 108 to 878 code for a protein of 256 amino acids. Gene Ontology annotation, molecular function: DNA-binding transcription factor activity, RNA polymerase II-specific; sequence-specific DNA binding. Lineage: Eukaryota; Metazoa; Chordata; Actinopteri; Cypriniformes; Cyprinidae.
ACAACAGGUGCACUUUACAGGUGAUGUACGGCUCCACCCUCUCUUCCAGUCACAGUCUUUUCCACUUUUCUAUUGUGAUACACUAGUCAUCUUCGAAGUGCACUGAGAUGUUGGCAACUCUUGAAAACAUUCAAUACUUCCAAGAUCUGGGCCCUAGAGAGCCGUCGUCUGGGAACCUGGAUCUUGACAUGAUAGAGGAGUACCUGCAGGAGCACUCGGUGGAGGUGAUGUCAGCACCAGGUGUGCAGAGGAGAAAUCAAGAGGAGCACAGUAUGGCAGAGAACAGCUGGUCUGGACAUUAUACAUAUGAAUGGCAUUAUGGUGGAGUACCAGUAACAGAUGAGACGCAUGAACAACAACAGCCUCAGCAGCAGCAGCAGCAGACAUGGCUCUGUCAGUCCAGUCACAAUGAGUGGGGACACUUCCAGUAUGACAGAAACCAGUACAGUGAUUCAGAUUCGCUGUCCACCAGUUCUGGUUGCCAAGAAUUUCCACCAUCUCCGACCUCUGACAUGAAGGGUCAGAUUGCGUAUGACUCCCUGGCUCUAGCACCACUCUCAGGUAAAAGGAAAGAGCGGCUGUUUCAGUUCUUGUACGAGAUGCUACAGACACCAGACAUGCGGAGCUGCAUUUGGUGGGUUCAGUCUAACAACGGAACGUUCCAGUUCUCGUCCCAGAACAAGGAAAGGCUGGCUGAGAUGUGGGGCAGACGCAAGGGCAACCGGAAAACCAUGACGUACCAGAAAAUGGCUCGUGCCCUACGAAACUAUUCGCGAACGGGAGAGAUCUGCAAAGUGAAGCGUAAACUCACCUAUCAGUUCACUGAAAGAACACUGAGAGGCCUUCAGAACAACUCGCAAAGAUUCAUGGGUAGUUAAUGUGGCUCGUCCACCAAGAAUUUCUCCUAACUGGGAAAGUGUAAACAAAUACUGAGUAUUUUGCAGAAAAUUGUUUUGCCUUUUUAAUGUUCAUAAUGUAAUGUGGGCAUAAAACACUGAUUUUCUAAUAUUAUUUGGCUUAAUUGAGGCUCAAUUGAACUUGGGAAUUGUAUGUACAAUAAUAUGGAAUAACAUGAAAUUCUAAGAAGUUGAUGGUGAUCUUUGAAUUAUAUAAAUCUGAGGAUUGUUAACCGCUACACUACGUUAUAUGUAGUUAUGAAUCCGUUUUGCUUGUUAUUGUGAUAAAACAUUUUUGUGCUCAUUUCAAUGACUUUGUAACAACAUUAAAAUGUUGACAUCUGAUGUGUCUGAAUAAAUUAAUUAAUUUUAA